Messenger RNA from Penicillium longicatenatum, 930 nucleotides. Its product is annotated as ribosomal RNA processing 1 family protein. Gene Ontology annotation, biological process: rRNA processing. Gene Ontology annotation, cellular component: preribosome, large subunit precursor; nucleus; preribosome, small subunit precursor. Lineage: Eukaryota; Fungi; Ascomycota; Eurotiomycetes; Eurotiales; Aspergillaceae. The transcript is spliced from 3 exons. Bases 1 to 930 code for a protein of 309 amino acids. The record is from RefSeq and is a predicted model, not a curated record.
AUGGUGGAAAUACAAAAGACUCCCUUCGUAAGGGAUCUCGCCUCAAGCGACAAGAAAGUCCGCGACAAAGCCGUUGAAUCACUCACAUUAUUCUUGAGCUCAAAGACCGAUCUGAGCCUUGUUGAUCUCCUCAAGCUCUGGAAAGGUCUAUUUUUCUGCUUCUUCCACUCUGACCGACCUCUCACCCAACAAGCUCUCGCUCGCGCUAUCUCCUACCACAUCGUCCCCUCCCUCCCUCAUGCUACCCUUCACCGCUUCCUGCGCGCAUUCUGGAUUACCAUCGGCCGAGACUACCACUCCAUCGACCGUCUGCGUCUGGAUAAGUACCUUUUCCUGAUCCGUUGCUACGUCGGCGUGGCAUUCGAGGUCUUCGUGAAGGGUGCCAAGAGCACAAAAGCCGAUGGCAAGAAGCGCAAGCGCGAAGACGCCGGUAAGAAGGGUAACGGAAAGAAGCAGAAGAAAGCUGAGGCCGAGACCGAGGCCGCGGAAGCCGAAGAUAAGGACGGCGAAUUGGAUGGAAAAUGGGCCGAUCUCGCCGCUUACAUUGAUAUCAUUGAGGAGGGACCUCUGUGUCCAUUGAACUACGAUGCUGAUCAGCCUGAAGAGGAUAUCGAGGCAGACUUUGUUCCCAUGCCGCAUGGGCCGGAUGGACUGCGGUAUCAUGUUAGUGAUAUUUGGAUUGAUGAGUUGGAGAAGGUUCUUGAGUUUGAAGGAGAGGAAGGCCAGCGCAAGAUUAAGGGUGAUAUCCCCAUGGAACUGAUUUUGCGGCCGCUGGAGAAGCUGCGCUCUGAGAGUGCCUAUAGGCCUGUGCGGACAAGAGUUGCUGAGGCUCUGGAUGAUGAUCGGUUGAUUGAGUGGGGAUUGCGGGUUCGGGAGAACCCUGAUGAGGAGGUAGACAGUGAUGGAGAAUGGGGUGGAUUUGAUGAUUAA